GGAAAGUACACCAUCACCUACUUCCCUGUCCGCGGACGCUGUGAGGCCAUGCGGAUGCUGCUAGCUGAUCAGGGACAGGAGUGGACAGAGGAUGUGAUGACUGGGGAGAUAUGGCAGAAAGGAGACUUCAAGAAAUCAUGUGUCUUUGGGCAGGUGCCUAGAUUUCAGGAUGGAGACUUCAUACUACACCAGUCGAAUGCUAUUCUACGACACUUGGCUCGGAACCAUGGACUCUAUGGUCAAGAUGCGCGGGAAGCAGCACUGCUGGACAUGGUGAAUGAUGGCGUGGAGGACCUGCGCGUGAAAUAUGCUCGCCUCAUCUAUCAGAACUAUGAGGAUGGCAAAGCCGCUUAUAUUGAGGCCCUGCCAGGGGAGCUGCGUCCUUUCGAGAAUCUUCUGGCUCAGAAUAAUGGUGGGAAGGCCUUCAUUGUAGGCAAACAGAUUUCCUUUGCAGACUAUAAUUUGCUGGACAUCCUUCAUGUGCACCUGGUCCUGGCACCUGACUGCCUGGCUUCCUUUCCCUUGCUGGCUGGCUAUGUGCAGCGGCUCGACGCCCGGCCCCUUCUCAAGGCUUUCCUGGAGUCUGAUGCCCACAAGAAGCGCCCGAUCAAUGGGAAUGGCAAGCAGUGAGAAGAAUCCCUUCAGCAGGGUGCAGUGAU
This is a messenger RNA of Euleptes europaea (tarantolino), 659 nucleotides long. It is a transcript of the gene GSTP1, whose product is annotated as glutathione S-transferase pi 1. Gene Ontology annotation, molecular function: glutathione transferase activity. The transcript is spliced from 6 exons. Gene Ontology annotation, cellular component: cytosol. The coding region runs from base 49 to 630 and encodes 193 amino acids. NCBI's taxonomy places the organism in Eukaryota, Metazoa, Chordata, Lepidosauria, Squamata, Sphaerodactylidae. The record is from RefSeq and is a predicted model, not a curated record. Gene Ontology annotation, biological process: glutathione metabolic process.